AACGUUGCCCAGACCGAGCCCCGGGGCGUGACGUCACCAUCGGCUUGUUUACGGCAGGGCAGGCAGCGGAGGCGGCAGCGGCGGCACCAUGGAGGGCGUAGCGUCCGAGGUCAGCCUCAAGAUACGGUCUGCCAUCAAAGCAAAGCUUGUUGAACUUGGAACCUAUGUAGAUGAAGAGUUGCCAGACUACAUCAUGGUGCUGGUGGCCAAUAAGAAGACCAAAGACCAGAUGGAUGAUGACCUGAGCCUCUUUCUGGGCCACAACACCGAGCGCUUCACCUCCUGGCUCCACCAUGUCCUGCAGAAACUCAAUGCUGCCGCCCUGCUGCAAGGCACUGCAGCCUCAGCAGAAACAGGAAGAAAACAAGUUGUUGCACCACAAGAAGACAUUAAGAAAAAGGAAAUUGAGGAAGAGAAGAGGAGAGAAAAAGAGGAGGAAAAGAAGAGAGAACGUGAGGAAGAGAAGAAGCGACUCAAGGCGGAAGAAACCAAAAAACUGAAGGAAGAAGAAAAGAGGAAGGCCAAGGAAAAAGAGAAGGUGGAGCGCAAGAGGAAGUCAAGUGAGAGGAAAAAUGAGAAGAAGGAGAAGAAAGUGAGGAAGUCUGAAUCACCGCCGGCCCCUGAAAAACUUGUCAAGGAGAGGAGGCUGGUGAGUGAAAUGGCCAAGCAAACCAAGCCAAAGGAACCUGUGAAGGAGAAGGAAAAAGAAAAGUCCAAGGUCCCAGCAGUGGCCAGCAGCGAAAAGACCGUCCUGGCAGCAGCAGAGGUGGCCCCGGCAGAGUCCAGCCUUGACGUCUCUCUCAGGAAGAUCAAGCCACUGGUGCGGGGGAAGAUCUCCUCCGCCGACAUCUUCCGUGCCGAGAGCCAGGCGGAGCAAAAGAAGGAUGAAGAGGAGGAGGAGCUGGAGGAGGACUUGCUGGUUCUUCGGGCAGAUGUUGAUGACCUUGGCCUGGAGCUGGAGGAUGAGCCGGUCCCGAGGCGGAGCAAGCAGGAGCACCCUCACAGGGCCAUCCAGCUCAAGCCAGAAGGGAGGGAAGCGAACAGGUCAGAGCCAAAGGUCACGCUGAAGAUGGAAGGAAGAGAGAAAGCCGACCAUAGAGAGAAAAUUGACCACAGGGAAAAGGGCAAGACCAAGCCCGAUCCUCCUGCCCCUCGAAUCUCAGCCAAGGAGAGGUUAGGAGGCAUUGUCCCUCCUAAAGCCAACACUUCUCGAGAAAAGCCGUCAGUGCUGGACCGUCUGGGCGGCAGCGCCGGGGGGAAGCACAUCAUCAGCCUCCGCGAGGAGUCUGGCAGCUCUGCCCGCUCUGAGUCUUCCUCGGCCCCAUACAGCCAGGGUGUGGCCCGGGCCGUGUCCAGUGCCAUAACCUCAGCCCAGAGGUCGGUGUGCGUGCUGCCGCCCUCAAAUUCAUCGGGCAAGAAAUUGGAGGCACGAGUCAGGCCGCUCAUGUCAAGGCAGGUGGAAUCUAGUCACGGCGGUGCCAGCCGAGGCGUCUCAGAAGUGACGUCUGCUGGCAGCGAAGCUCACACAAGGGAAGGCGUUGGGCGCCUCUCCUCCGGCAGAGUGGUCUCGGCAGUGGGGGCGGUCCUCAAGCGGCCCCACGCCAAGAGCGACUCCGAGGAGGAGGAGGAGUACGACCCCAAGAAGCCCGGCCUGAGUGGAGUGGCCAGCAAGGUGGAGGUGACCCCACGCCCCCGGCGGCCCCGAGCCAUCCAGGCCAACACGGCGCUCAUCCUGCGGGCUAUGGCUGACGCUCACAAGUCCGUCAACAGGCCGUCGCGUCACUCAAGGGAGAGAGAAAAGACGGAGAAGCAAAAGUCUAGAAAAAAGCACAAGGGAGAGUUGUUCAGCCGCAGCUACAGGGAGAGGGAGGACGCCAGUAGGGAGAAGGUGACCUCUGAGCCGCACAGCAACGUACAGGAGCCAGUCAGGAUCCGCAAAAUAGCCAUCACUGUUCCCAACGCCACACACAAGGAGAGUGAAAAACAAGUCAAACCAAAGAAGGAAAAAGUGAAAGAUGAAGAGGAGGUUGAAGUAGAGGUCUCAGUAGCCAUGAGGCAAGAUCUCCCAGAAGAACCAAUGGAAACUGCCAAAAAAGAACCUGAGGAGGAGGCCUUGGAGAUGGAGGAGGACAAGGCACAGGUCUCAGAUAAUGAGUAUAAUAUGGAAGAAGUUGAGGAGGUGGAGGAGGAGGAGGAGGAGGUGGUGGAUGAGGGCAUUGAGGAGGACCAACCACCUGUGCAGCACCCUCUUCCACCGCCUGUCUUGCCCAGUAGAGAGAACACCAAGUUCAUUGUGACCCUUGAAGGAGUGGACAGCGAGGUGUUUCCAGAGAAGGAGGAACCACUGGGCAUCAGGUCCCGCCUGGGGGCACGCCCGCUGCCCUCUGACACUGACGACCAAGUGGAGGAAUACAUUGAGGAGGUUGAAGAAUGGGAGGAAGAAGAGGAGAUGUCUGAAGAGAUGGAAACGUCAUCGGAGCUGCCUGUUGGUGGAGCAGUGACCGGUGUGAAGGCACGGCUCAAGGCUGCAGCCACCCCGGCCAUUCCCUUACAGCCUGGAGGCAGCAAGGAGCGGUGCAAGUACUGGCCCCUGUGUAAGGCUGGGGAGGCCUGUGUCUACCACCAUCCUACGGUCACCUGCAAAUCAUUCCCAGCCUGCAAGUUUGGUGACAAGUGUCUCUUCAUUCACCCCAACUGCCUGUAUGAUGGAGCCUGCACCCGCAUAGGCUGUCCCUACACCCAUGCCAGCUCCCGGAACUUUGCCAUGGUCUCAGCAGCUGCCUCAACUCAGAAACAUAAGCCUACAGCCCCAACAAGGACAUCACAGAUCAAGUGCAAAUUCUUCCCAAAGUGCACCAAUUUAUCCUGUCCUUUCCUUCAUCCAAAAGCCUGUUACUACGGGGCAUCUUGCAAGACACCAAACUGCUCUUUCACUCACCCAGCAGUGCCCAUGGGUGCCAAGCUCAAGUGGGUGGCCCCCAAGGCCCCUGGCACCCAGCCUGCAGCUCCCGCCACACCCUCCACAGACAGCAAGGAAGUGGGGAAGAAAGAAGAAACUUUAGUCAAUAAGUAGUGUUGUUUAAAUAAUUUCAUAGAGAUGAAGUAAAUCAUUUGUGAAGUCCCUCACAGACUUGUUAUAAGUUAUAGCAAAUUGCUCAGGAGCUUCAUAAUUCCCUCAGAAGUGGUUACUGUUCACAUAUGAAGUGUGAAACUAAGGAAUGCUUUAUUGUACAUAAGACUGUGGUUAGUUUUAUUUGGGAAGUUUAACCUUUCUGCCUGAAUCAUUCUGCCUAGAGAGUUCUAAAUUCCCCUUUAAAUCAUGUAUGAGGAAAACUGGCACCAACCUUCACAAUGCAUUGAAACUGUAAAUGUAUGGAAGACUGUGCCACUUUUCUGAGGAAAUCCUGGUGACCAUUUCAUUUUUUGUGCAUUGCACAUUGCCCUUCAGCAGGGCAUGUCUUAGCAAGGAAAGGCUGUGAUUCUAAGAGUGAAAUGUCACAUGUUCCUUGCAUUUUUAUUGGAAGUGUGUCACAGUCACAGAUGCCUUAGAACCUCAUGCAAAAUACUAUUUAAAGACAUGUAUCAAUAUCACCCACUUCAGGUCCAUUAUUUGCUGUGCACCAAGCACAUCAUUAUAUUGCUGUUCUAAAAUAUUACAAUAAAUGAGUGAAUGAAAAA
This is a messenger RNA of Eriocheir sinensis (Chinese mitten crab), 3678 nucleotides long. RefSeq names its product zinc finger CCCH domain-containing protein 14-like (gene Nab2). The record is from RefSeq and is a predicted model, not a curated record. Bases 89 to 3073 code for a protein of 994 amino acids. Gene Ontology annotation, biological process: regulation of mRNA stability. Gene Ontology annotation, molecular function: metal ion binding; poly(A) binding. Gene Ontology annotation, cellular component: nucleus; cytoplasm. Lineage: Eukaryota; Metazoa; Arthropoda; Malacostraca; Decapoda; Varunidae. The transcript has 17 exons.